This is a messenger RNA of Fusarium pseudograminearum CS3096, 1971 nucleotides long. RefSeq lists its product as uncharacterized. NCBI's taxonomy places the organism in Eukaryota, Fungi, Ascomycota, Sordariomycetes, Hypocreales, Nectriaceae. The transcript has 4 exons. The coding region runs from base 1 to 1971 and encodes 656 amino acids. The record is from RefSeq and is a predicted model, not a curated record.
AUGGCCACAGGCAUGUCUCAAAUAGCCACAAAUAAACAUGCGACAGACUUGCUAAUACAAUCGACAGGCCAGCAGGGCCGCGAUGAGCGGCUACAGCAACGUCUUCGAGGUGCCCAGCGCACGAAUAUCCAGGACGAAUCCUUCAAUCUCGACUUCAACCUCGAUCUUGCAGGCCUUAACAUAGCCAGCUCGACACCCGCCGCUCCCAAACCCGCGCCGCCAACCUCAUCAGCGAAUACUUCUGCUAAGAGAAGAAGAUUAGAUAAUGAGGCUCCACCAUCGGUGUCGGCGCAGGGAAGCGCGCGAAGACGGUCGCCGAGAAUACGAUCGGAUGAUCCCUACGAAUUGCCCGACACAUCUAAGGAAUCGGACGCGCAGGAUAAUCCAGCAGAGGUAGUUGAAGUCGAAGAACAGAUCGAUGAUGCGGAGGAAACAGAAGUCGAACCGGAAUCGGAGGCAGAGCCCGAAUUGCCUAGUCCAGAGCAAUCCAUUGAAGCGCCAGAGGAGAACGAAGCAGAGAUCGAACUACCAGUCCUACCGAAUGAGAAUGCCUCUACAUCACCGGGUGCCCGACCGUCGAGUGGUAGAACAGAGGAAAAUGACCCAAGUCCCGAUGCGCCGCAGAACAUACCGAUCGACACUUUAUCAUCGAUUACUCGAUUACAUACUACACUUGCAGAAGAAGACGAUGUACCGGCAUCCUCUUCACCACUGGUCAGCAAAUUGCGCCGAAGUAGAGGUCAUUCGAUGUCCCGAUCGAGAAUAUCCCAAGGACGAGCUUCGAGAGCUACAGAAGUGAGCCAGGAUGCAGAAGAGCUUGAGCCAGAACGACCGGAUCAAGCUCCCGCAGAUGACGAGCUUUCGGAAGACAACCAAAUCGAGGAGGAGCCAGCCGAUAUUACAAUGGAACCAGCUGAGGAGGAGCUCGAGGAACCUGAGGAACCUGAGGAGGAGGAAGGGAAUACGCAGGAAGAGGAGGAAGCUGUUGCAGAGGCAAUCAGUGCAGUUGAGGCAGCCAAAACCAUUGGCAAAAAACGUCCCCGAAGAAGUCUACAAUCUCAAUCGCCCGAAGCAGAACUCGAAGAACAGGUUGAAGAGGAACCAGCAUCGAAGCGACGGCGUGGACAAUCAUCAACAAGUCUAGCGACACAGAAGCAACCAGCAGCCAAACCAAAACCCAGUACAAAGUCGAGAACAGGGCCAAAACCGCUCCCGAAACAGGUGCGCAGGACGAAGCAAGCCGAAAAAGCCCGACGGAUUAGUGAUGGCUCUGCUAUCGAGAUCACAGUACAACGCUUCGUCAAUGUUAAAAAGUAUGGCGAAGAUGAUGGCGAGGAGGAUCAACUGGCAGGGGAUGUACCGUUCAUAAUGAAUGGCGAAACAGUGGUGGAUGUUUUUUCACAUCUCUGUUUCGAAGUUAUUGAUGGGGUGGUUGCAAAGCUCUACGAUACGCUGGGCAGCACGGAAGAAAAGGAGAAGAAGAAAGAAUGCCGGAUAAAGAUAUUGGCACUCGAGGCUUAUAAAGAAGAGCUCACGUCUCGAUUACUUCAACAGGCGAUCCAUCUGAAUGACUUGCACACUCUUAGAAAACGAGUCAAAAUCGUGCAGCGCGAGAAACUCUCAUUACGAGAAGAGAUAUUACGCCUAAAAGCAGAAAGGGAACAAGUCGCUUUAAAAAUGGAUGCUGUGCGUAUCAAACAUGAAGAGGAUACCAAAGAGUCAAAAUACCGACUCGAUACCUCAACUAUAAUGCACGAUAUAGACAUGGCGGUUGAAAGGGGACGAGACGCCCCUGAACUUUCGCGCGCCCAAGAGAAAAAGGCCGAUCUGGCUAAUCUCGAACUUCUUGUGGCACGCAUAACCGAUGAAGCCAGCUCAUCGAGCUCCGCAGGCGGAAUGCUUCAACAAGUAAAAAACUUCAAUGCUUUUCUUGAACGCGCAGCGGUUGCGCUAGAAACAAAUGGCAGAUGA